Molecule: messenger RNA, 1647 nt
Organism: Quercus lobata
Lineage: Eukaryota; Viridiplantae; Streptophyta; Magnoliopsida; Fagales; Fagaceae
Exons: 5
Coding region: 1-1647 (548 amino acids)
Source: RefSeq, a predicted model, not a curated record
AUGGAGUGUGGUUUUCAAAAGCCCUUUCGUUUUGAACAAAUGUGGAUGAAGGAUAGUGGAUGCACAAAUACUAUAGAAGCAGUUUGGAGAAAACAUACGGAGGAGUCGUGGGACACAAAAAUUGUCACCAAGAUAGAUCAUUGUGGUAAGGCACUUACACGUUGGAGCAAGCAAGCUUUUGGAAAUGUCAAACGUGAGAUUGAGAGGAAAAGAAAAGAAUUAUCUAAGGUAGAGAGAAGAGCUAUCAGUGGAGGAGACCCAAGACCUAUGAAAACUUUGCAAGAGGAGAUAAACUUGUUGGUUGAUAAAGAAGCCACUAUGUGGCAGCAAAGAUCCAGAAUUUUGUGGUCAAAAGAUUGGGACAAAAACACAAGACCCGAUCACUUGGAAGAAGUUAUAGAUGUUAUUCCUGAGGUAGUCACUGCUGAGAUGAAUGCAAGCUUAACUUUUGAAUUUACAGCUUUGGAGGUGGAAGUAGCCUUGAAACAAAUGGCCCCCUUAAAGGCCCCCAGCCCUGAUGGUUCUUUACCUGCUGCCCUUGGUCAUUCUUUUGUUACUUUAAUCCCUAAAGUGAAAAAUCCGAAGGCUAAAGAAGAUGAAUGCUUAAGGUUGCUUGAGAUUUUGGUGACCUAUGAGAGAGCCUCGGGGCAGCAAAUUAAUAGGGCUAAAACAACACUCUUUUUCAGUAAAUCAACCUCAUAUGAUGUGCAAGAGGUGAUCAAAGAGGCUCUUGGGGUACAGGUGGUUCAACAAUAUGAAAAGUAUUUAGCUCUACCUUCUCUUGUGGGUAGAAAGAAAAAGGAGAGUUUUGCCAAUCUAAAGCAAAGAAUUUGGAAGAAAUUGCAAGGAUGGGAAGCUAAACUACUAUCACAUGUGGGGCGAGAAAUUUUACUCAAAGCUGUUGCACAAGCACUCCCUACCUAUACGAUGUCUUGUUUCAAGCUACCAAUCACUCUUUGUCAUGAGAUUGAAGCUUUGAUCUGGAAAUUCUAUUGGGGGCAACAUGAAGAUGCUAGGAAGAUACAUUGGGUAAAGUGGCAAGAGUUGUGCAAACCAAAGUCACAAGGUGGUAUGGGCUUUAAGGACCUCUUCCGGUCUAAUGAUGCUCUCUUGGCCAAACACACUUGGCGACUCCUCCAUGAUCAUCACUCCUUAUUUUAUCGAGUCUUCAAGGCACGAUUUUUCCCGGAUUGUAGUAUUAUGGAAGCAAAAGAAUCAAGUAACGCUUCGUUUGUGUGGAGGAGUAUCCUUAGGGGUCGAGAUGUAAUUAAAAGAGGGGCUGUUUGGCGGAUUGGGAAUGGCAAUUCAGUUCAUAUAUGGAAUGAUAGGUGGCUGCCAGGGGCGGUCAAUAAUAAAAUCAUCUCCCCUGCUAUUGUAGCAAAUAAUAAUGCCAUGGUUAGCUCCUUGAUUGAUCAGACUAGCCGAGAAUGGAAAGGGGAACUCAUUGACUCCUAUUUCUUUGAGUGGGAAGCUAAUAUCAUCAAGAACAUACCUCUUUGCCGUUCUUUUCAAGAGGAUGUUUUGAAUGGCCUUUUAGCCUGGACGGAGAAUGGCAGGGACCCGGAGCUGUUCUUAUCAAUGGCUUGGACUUUGUGGAAUAGAAGGAACAAUAUCAGGCUUGGGAAACCCUCUAUCCCGCUGGAGUAA